This is a messenger RNA of Epithele typhae, 1059 nucleotides long. Its product is annotated as endo-beta-1,4-glucanase. The record is from RefSeq and is a predicted model, not a curated record. The transcript is spliced from 8 exons. Bases 1 to 1059 code for a protein of 352 amino acids. Gene Ontology annotation, biological process: carbohydrate metabolic process. NCBI's taxonomy places the organism in Eukaryota, Fungi, Basidiomycota, Agaricomycetes, Polyporales, Epitheliaceae. Gene Ontology annotation, molecular function: hydrolase activity, hydrolyzing O-glycosyl compounds.
AUGAUGCGUCUUUCGCCAUUCUUCGCCCUCCUCGGAUGCGCCCUGUCGGCGGUGGCGGCACCCUCGGCCCCCACUGCAGCGGCGGCGCUCCCGACGUCGACCGCGAAGGUCUCUGGGUUGCACGCGCUCGCGAAGCAAGCCGGGAAGCUCUACUUCGGCACUGCGACGGACAACGGCGAGCUGACGAACCAACCGUACGUCGCCGUCCUGAACAACGGCCAGAUGUUCGGCCAGAUCACGGCGGCGAACUCCAUGAAAUGGGACGCGACCGAGCCAGAACAGGGCGUUUUCACCUUCACUCAGGGUGACCAGAUCGCCGCGCUCGCGCAACCCAUGGGGCGCCUACUUCGAGGGCAUAAUUGUGUCUGGCACUCGCAGCUUCCUAGCUGGGUCACAUCGAGCAACUUCAAUGCAGCGCAAUUGACGUCAGUGAUCCAGAACCACUGCGGUACGCUCGUAGGACACUACAAGGGGAAAACAUAUGCGUGGGAUGUCGUGAAUGAGCCAUUCAACGACGAUGGCACCUUCCAGAGCAACGUUUUCUUCAAUACCCUCGGCCAAAACUUCAUCCCCAUUGCGCUCAAGGCUGCUAGAGCCGCGGACCCGAAUGCAAAACUCUACAUCAAUGAGUUUAACAUCGAGGGAACUGGUGCCAAAGCGACCGCGAUGAAGAACCUCGUCAAGUCGCUCAAAGCGCAAGGCGUCCCGAUCGACGGCGUCGGCCUGCAGUCCCACUUCAUCGUCGGCGAAGUGCCGACGACGCUGGUGGAGAACAUGCGCGAGUUCACCGCGCUCGGGAUCGAGGUCGCGAUCACGGAACUCGACAUCCGUAUGACGCUGCCCGAGACCGCCGCGCUCCUCGAGCAGCAGCAGAAGGACUACCAGACGGUCGUUGCCGCGUGCCAGGCCGUACCGGGCUGCGUCGGGAUCACCCUCUGGGACUUCACGGACGAGUUCUCGUGGGUCCCGGGCACGUUCCCGAACAUGGGCGCCGCGUGCCCGUGGGAUGCCAACCUCGUCCGGAAGCCCGGCUUUGACGGCAUCGUCGCCGGCUUCUAA